Aspergillus melleus is the source of this 813-nucleotide messenger RNA. Its product is annotated as thioesterase family protein. The transcript has 3 exons. NCBI's taxonomy places the organism in Eukaryota, Fungi, Ascomycota, Eurotiomycetes, Eurotiales, Aspergillaceae. Gene Ontology annotation, molecular function: fatty acyl-CoA hydrolase activity. Bases 1 to 813 code for a protein of 270 amino acids. The record is from RefSeq and is a predicted model, not a curated record.
AUGAAACCGAUGAACGUCCUCCAAAAGCAGCGACUCGCUGCUCUCCCCUUCCAAUGCUCAAUUCGCUGCACCCGCUUCCUGUCGACCUCCCCAACCGCCCAAGAUGCCCGUCACCCUGAUCCGAAGACACCGCGGAAACCCCACGACAUUGACCCCCGAUGGCUGACCACGACCAAGCGACGGAUUGGGAAAUGCAUGAUGUUUGGAUUGAAGCCGCCGCAGGUCCAGGAGGCAGGGGAUAUACUACAGCAGAUUGCGAGGGAUUGGCGGGAGUUGAUUGCCGGUAGCCAUGUAAACAACGUCACCUACGUCCGAUACGCCGAAACAGCACGGGUAUACUUCACCCGCAACUACGCCAUGCACAUAGACCCCGCCCACAAGAAAGAAUGGAUGAAUCUCGUCAGCUCGCGCGGAAUCGGCGUCAUCCUGCGCAGUAUCAAAAUCGACUAUAAAUUCCCCAUGACUUACCCCGACAAGGUCACGGUGUACCAUAAACUGGCGCAUGACCCGGACUCGCCUCAUUCAUCGCAGCAUGCGUUCUUCCUGCAAGCCAUCAUUCUUUCCGAAUCUCGUCAGCGACCCGCGGCUCGCGUGCAUGAGGACCUAGUCACGUAUGAUUACAAGCUGGGGAGGAAGACGGCGUUGCCGCCGUUUUUGAUGGAGCAGUUUAAGUCCACGUGGGAGCUUCAAGAACAGGCGAAGAAGGCCUGGCGGGAGCGGAUAUUGGAAAUCGAAGAUCGGGUGCGGACGCUGGAGGUAGAGAGUUGGGAUAGGGAGGAUGCUGUUGAGGAUACUGGGUCAGGGGGGCAAUAG